GGUAAUCCUUGGCCAACUGUUGUCUGUGAAGUUGCCCGAUCCCAAAGUCUUCCACAUAUACUCCAGAAGGUCAAUUCAUUCUGGUUGGCCCCAAAUCGGUCAGAGGAUGUGAUCAUGCUCAAACUGUGGUCAUGGAAUAACAGGAGAGAUACGAAUGGGCGUCCUUUGCGUCGCUUAACAUGCUAUAAGUUUUGUCGUCAUGCAAGCCUUCAAGCAGGGCAAACACAAGGAAAGUUCCAACCAGUUCAAAUGCUCAAAUUUGGAACCAUCGAUAGAUAUGAUAUACCGUAUAAUAGUUGCACAGCUCCAGGAAUGUGUAUAGUGACAAUCACACCAGCAUGUGUUUUUGAAGGCUGUAGCAAAGGCACGACUGAAUCUGUGACAGAUUACGCCGAUGAUAAUCAAUUAAUUGUCCGCCUGCACCCCUAG
Messenger RNA from Dentiscutata erythropus, 429 nucleotides. Lineage: Eukaryota; Fungi; Glomeromycota; Glomeromycetes; Diversisporales; Gigasporaceae. The record is from the annotation of a GenBank genome assembly.